This is a messenger RNA of Rhea pennata, 1906 nucleotides long. RefSeq names its product dynein axonemal intermediate chain 2 (gene DNAI2). Gene Ontology annotation, cellular component: outer dynein arm. The transcript is spliced from 13 exons. The record is from RefSeq and is a predicted model, not a curated record. Gene Ontology annotation, molecular function: dynein light chain binding; dynein heavy chain binding. The coding region runs from base 1 to 1836 and encodes 611 amino acids. NCBI's taxonomy places the organism in Eukaryota, Metazoa, Chordata, Aves, Rheiformes, Rheidae. Gene Ontology annotation, biological process: cilium movement; outer dynein arm assembly.
AUGGAGAUCGUCUACGUGUACACCAAGAAGCGCAGCGACUUCGGCCGGCCCUGCAACUUCUCCGACCGGCCGGCCGAGGUCACCGCGGACAUCCCGCCCGACCCCGGCGCGGCCGACGGCUUCGUGGCCAGGAACCCCGUGGACGCCCACGUGCAGCACGCCAGCGACAUGUCAGAGCACGAGGUGAACACGGAGAGGGUCGAGGUGGAGACCCGCGGCGUGAACCACACGGAGGGUGGCUGGCCCAAAGAUGUCAACCCGCACGAGAUGGAGCAAACCAUCCGUUUCCGGAAGAAAGUGGAGAAGGAUGAAAACUACAUCAACACCAUCACGCACCUUGGCACCCUGAUGGAGCACUGCAUCAAGCAGAACAACGCCAUCAACAUCUACGAGGAGUACUUUGGAGAGGAGGAGAUGGCCGAGGUGGAAGAUGAGCCCCCCUCUGCCAAAACCAUCAACGUCAUCAGGGAUCCAAACAUAACCAAAAGGACAGCGACACACCUCUCCUGGCACCCCGAUGGAUGCAAGAAACUGGCAGUAGCUUAUUCGAGUCUGGAGUUCCAGAAAAACAUGAAGGACAUGAGCUUUAACUCAUACAUCUGGGAUCUUGAAAACUCCAACAAGCCAGAGCUGGUUCUCAAGCCAUCAUCCCCUCUCGUGAGCCUGGAAUACAACCCCAAAGACUCGCACAUCCUGGCAGGCGGAUGCUACAAUGGGCAGAUCGCUUACUGGGACACAAGGAAGGGGGGGCUGCCCGUGGAGGUGUCCACCGUGGAGUUCAGCCACAGGGACCCUGUGUACGGAACGAUCUGGCUGCAGUCCAAAACCGGCACCGAGUGUUUCUCAGCCUCCACUGAUGGGCAGGUCCUGUGGUGGGAUAUCCGCAAGCUCUCUGAGCCCACCGAGACGCUGGUCUUGGACAUCACCCGGAAAGGGCUCCUGGAGAAUGCUCUGGGUGCCAUCUCGCUAGAGUUUGAGCCGACCAUGCCCACCAAGUUCAUGGUGGGUACAGAGCAGGGCAUCAUCAUCACCUGCAACCGCAAGGCCAAGACACCCCCCGAAAAAAUUGCUGGUACCUACAGCGGCCACCAUGGACCCAUCUAUGCACUGGCCAGGAACCCUUUCUACCCCAAAUUCUUCCUGACGGUUGGUGACUGGACUGCUCGGAUCUGGUCAGAGGAGAGCAAAGAAUCAUCAAUUAUGUGGACCAAGUACCACCUCUCCUACCUGACGGACGGGUGCUGGAGCACUGUGAGGCCAGCUGUCUUCUUCACGACCAAGAUGGAUGGGACGCUGGACAUCUGGGACUUCCUCUUCAAGCAGAAUGACCCCUCCCUCAGCCUGAAGAUCUGCGACGAGCCCCUCUUCAGCCUGCGUCUGCAGGACAACGGGUGCUUCGUCGGCUGCGGCUCGAAGCUGGGCACCGUCACGCUGCUGGAAAUCUCCUCUGGGCUCUGCACUCUGCAGAAGAACGAGAAGACCCUGGCCACGGCUAUGUUUGAGCGAGAGACGAAGCGGGAGAAGAUCCUGGAGGCCCGGCACCGGGAGAUGCGGCUGAAGGAGCGCGCCAAGUCGGCGGGCCGGGACGAGGAGGGGAAGGAGGAGAGGCUGGAGGAGAGCCAACACGAGGUGCUUGAGCAGGUCCGCAAAGAGUUCUUCGAGGUCAUCGAAGCGGAGCUGCAAAAGAGGGCGCAGGCAGAGGCCAAGCGCUUGCGUGCCAAGGAUAAAGACUAUACAAGUGAUAUGGGAGAGGAAGAGGAGGAAGGAGAGAGCAAGCUGCCUGAGUAUGAAGAAGAAGAAGAGGAUGAGGAGGAGGAUGCUACCAAGGAGCCGUAGCGAGGAAGCAGGACCGGUGGAUGGUGCAGAAACCUUCGUGUCGGUCACAGAUGCUCCCUGGCCCUUUGCC